This is a messenger RNA of Vigna umbellata (rice bean), 1299 nucleotides long. The record is from RefSeq and is a predicted model, not a curated record. Lineage: Eukaryota; Viridiplantae; Streptophyta; Magnoliopsida; Fabales; Fabaceae.
AUGAUGUUGGAGAUGCCAGAACACCAAGAAGAAAUGCAAUGCAAUUUAGAGUUUGGAAAAAUAAAAAGCUUACAGAUCCUUCUUGUAGAAAAGAAGGUUGGCUUUCUUAGAAGCCCUGCUACUCUGCCAAACAGUUUGAGAGUGCUGGAAUGGCCUGGAUGUCCUGCAACUUCUUUACCGCAUGAUUUUCAUUUGAAGAAUCUUGUCAUACUCGACUUGUCAUACAGUUACUUUGGAUGGGACAAACCACUAGAGAAUUCAAAGGUUUUGAGACACUUGAUUGUCGUAGGUUGUAAGAAUAUUAGACGAAUACCUGACAUCUCUGGUUUCCACAAUUUGACAAAACUUUGUGUUGGUGAAUGCACAAAUCUGAUUGAGAUUCAUGAUUCAGUUGGAUCUUUACUUCAUCUUAAAGUGUUUUGUGCUGAAGGAUGUACCAAGCUCACAAUUGGUCUAAGUCGCAUAGAGUUGAAAUCUUUGGAGCAUCUGUGCUUUCCGGGCUGCAGCAGUCUUGUUAUGUUUCCAGAAGUAUUGGCACCAAUGCACAAACUAAACCACGUUGACUUGGGAGGAACUGGCAUAAGAAAUCUGCCACCAUCAAUGCAAAAUCUUAAGGGUAUUAAAGUAUUGUCCAUGGGGAAAGGCCAAAUGCUUGAAAUUAAUGAAUCGUCCAAUUUCUUUCAAAACCUGCCAAUGUUCUUUCCUAAUUUAGAAACAUUAUAUUUACAAAACUUAGACAUUACAAUCCUUCCUGCCAGCAUUGAAGAAUGUCACUCUUUGAAAUUUCUGCACGUCACCAACUGCAAGAAGCUUCAAGAAAUUAGAGGACUUCCAUUGAAUAUUAAUCAGUUCUACGCAGCAAACUGUUCUGUUAAAGCCAACUCUUUGAUAUUAAAACUCAGGCAGGCCAUUGAUUCUGCUGCAAUGAGAAUCUGUUUUCUUCCAGGUCGGGAAAUCCCAGAAUUGUUUGACCACUCUAGCGGGGGAAAUUCUACUGAUAAGAGCAUUGAAGAAUGUCACUCUUUGAAAUUUCUGCACGUCACCAACUGCAAGAAGCUUCAAGAAAUUAGAGGACUUCCAUUGAAUAUUAAUCAGUUCUACGCAGCAAACUGUUCUGUUAAAGCCAACUCUUUGAUAUUAAAACUCAGGCAGGCCAUUGAUUCUGCUGCAAUGAGAAUCUGUUUUCUUCCAGGUCGGGAAAUCCCAGAAUUGUUUGACCACUCUAGCGGGGGAAAUUCUACUGAUAAGAGGUACAACAAUCGAAAUAGAAUUUCUACGCAGCUACCAUGUGAUGGAUGA